AUGCUGCCCUCAACUUCAUCUGCCAAGAAGAGCUUUGUAAUGUACCUCAAUGCAUACUGCAAGUCUUCGUCCGACCGGAGCUCUUUUCUCAAGAAUUCUUUGAUUCGAGGGUUCUUCAUUGUUCCUAUGACAAACUUUGCCAAGGGACUCUUGGGCUGCUUUCUCCGCCUGGGCUUGGAACCUAAAUUUGAGCCAGAAGCUACCACCGUGACUGGCGGAUUGCAGCGGUGA
This is a messenger RNA of Guillardia theta CCMP2712, 231 nucleotides long. RefSeq lists its product as hypothetical. The coding region runs from base 1 to 231 and encodes 76 amino acids. The transcript is spliced from 2 exons. The record is from RefSeq and is a predicted model, not a curated record. NCBI's taxonomy places the organism in Eukaryota, Cryptophyceae, Pyrenomonadales, Geminigeraceae.